Messenger RNA from Fusarium tjaetaba, 243 nucleotides. RefSeq names its product ubiquitin ubl1. The transcript is spliced from 4 exons. Lineage: Eukaryota; Fungi; Ascomycota; Sordariomycetes; Hypocreales; Nectriaceae. The coding region runs from base 1 to 243 and encodes 80 amino acids. The record is from RefSeq and is a predicted model, not a curated record. Gene Ontology annotation, biological process: protein neddylation; regulation of proteolysis; modification-dependent protein catabolic process. Gene Ontology annotation, cellular component: nucleus; cytoplasm. Gene Ontology annotation, molecular function: protein tag activity; ubiquitin protein ligase binding.
AUGUUGAUCAAGGUCCGCACAUUGACCGGCAAGGAGAUCGAGCUGGAUAUUGAGUCAGACUACAAGGUCUCCCAGAUCAAGGAAAAGGUCGAGGAGAAGGAGGGUAUCCCGCCCGUCCAACAGCGACUUAUUCAUGGCGGCAAGCAAAUGACCGACGACAAGACUGCUGCCGAAUACAAUCUCUCCGCUGGUGACACUCUCCAUCUCGUUCUCGCCCUUAGAGGAGGACGAUGGAUGGCAUAA